Messenger RNA from Cladophialophora carrionii CBS 160.54, 1521 nucleotides. RefSeq lists its product as uncharacterized. Gene Ontology annotation, molecular function: transmembrane transporter activity. The record is from RefSeq and is a predicted model, not a curated record. NCBI's taxonomy places the organism in Eukaryota, Fungi, Ascomycota, Eurotiomycetes, Chaetothyriales, Herpotrichiellaceae. Gene Ontology annotation, biological process: transmembrane transport. Gene Ontology annotation, cellular component: membrane. The transcript is spliced from 4 exons. Bases 1 to 1521 code for a protein of 506 amino acids.
AUGGCCGCCGUUGUCGUCGACGAGGCGAACAAGCCCCAGUUCACCAGAACUCAGGGCUUUGUGCUUGCAACCACGAUUGUCAUGACACAGUUCGUCCAGAUGGCUCCCUUUGGUGCGGGCAUCAAUGGUGCGCUUGCGAUUGGAAAGCAGUUGGGAGCAACUGAAUACAGCUCAGCAUGGAUUGCGGCCAGCUAUCCGCUCACUCAAGGGGCGUUCGUGCUCAUGGGUGGGCGGCUCGGAAUGAUAUUCGGGCACAAGAACAUGGUGUUGAUCGCGGGGGUCUGGUGGGUGAUAUUCUCACUCGUAUCCGGGUUCACGAGGAACUUCAUCGCCCUCUGUACGCUGCGAGCGCUCACCGGCAUUGGCGGGGGCAUGAUGGUGCCCAACUCGAUCGCGCUGUUGACCAUUACUUUCCCGCCCGGGCGAAUGCGAAACAUUACGGUCGCUCUUUUCGGUGCCAUGGCUCCGUUGGGCGCAUCGGGAGGGUGCGUGCUUCCGGGGCUGCUUGUCCAGCUUGUGCAUUGGAAAUGGUUGUUCUUCUUUCUAGCAAUGUUCGGAGCAGCCGUAUUCACGUUGUUUUAUUUCGUCGUGCCUUCCGAGGGCGAGCCCUUUGACAAGCACGGAUCAUUCGACUACCUUGGGGCUUACUUGGCGACGACGGGCUUGAUAAUGUUCAAUUUUGUCUGGAAUCAAGCUCCUGCUGUCGGAUGGGACGAGCCCUACGAGUACGUCCUCCUCAUCAUGUCGGUGCUUCACAUUGUCGGGUUCUUGAUCUGGGAGGCGAAAUUUGCCAAGCACCCAAUCCUGCCGUUCGACAUCUGGAAGGCGCCAUCUUUCCUGGCCAUGAUAAUCGCCACGUUCUUCACCUUCAUGGCCGUUGGCGUCCACGUAUGGUACACCACGUUAUGGAACAGCAACAUCCGGGGGUUCAGCAUGCUACUGGUCGCCGCGGCGUGGCAACCGCUGACCAUCUUCGGGACCAUAGCCGCCUUUCUAAGUGGCAAGAUCGUGAGAUACAUCUCCGCCCAGUACAUCAUGGCAAUGGGCUCCAUUGCCACGAUAGUCGCCAUGGUCCUCAUCGCCACCCAGCCAAUUCCCCAGACCUACUGGGCACAGUGCUUUCCCUCAACCAUGAUCCUCUCGUUCGGACCCGACUUUAUCUACACGGCCGCACAGAUCAUCGCCUCCAAUGCCGUCAAGCGCAAACAUCAAGGGAUAGCUGGCUCGUUGAUCGGCACGGUCGCCUCCUACGGCUUGAGUACGGGACUGGGCUUCGCCGCGACGGUUGAAGCAUACACUAAUGAUGGAGGAGGGAAGCCCGUCCAGGGGUAUAGACACGCAUUGUGGCUUGGCGUGGGGAUCGCUGGGGCGGCGACGUUCCUUGCGCUUGCAUUUGUCCGGAUCCCCAAGGAUGAGAGGGAUGGGUGGGAUGAGGAUGAGACGGAGACUGAGGUGGGGGUUGAAAAUGCUAGGCACGUCGCAGAGCCUACGCAGGGAGAAAAAGCUGUCCCGCCAUCUUGA